AUGAACAAGGUCCCAAUUCGGGUCGAUGGCAGAUUUAGGUUGGGAGACCUCUUAGGACCUGGCUUGUACAGUGCUGUGUACCAUGCACGGAACAUUAUUAAUGAUGAUAACCUUGCCAUCAAACUUGAGCCUCUCAUCAAUAACACAUCCUCUCUAGAGCACAAAUAUCUUCUUGAUCUGCUCGGGCCAUCACUGCAUGAUCUUUUCAUCACACACAAUCAAAAAUUCAGCCUUCAUACUGUCCUGAAUUUUGGAGACCAACUGCUCUUAUCUCUGGAGCACAUUCACUUACACAACUACGUUCAUGGUGAUAUAAAACCACAAAAUGCCCUUGUUGAUUGUGGAGACUUAGAGCAAACAAUUUUUAUUGUUGAUUUUGGUGUCGUGAAAGAGUACUGGAACACUGCCGCCCAAGCCCAUAUGCCAUUUUGCCAUGGUGGACAUCUUACUGGCACUCCUGUGUUUGCUUCAAUCAACAACCACCUAGGAGUUGUGCCUGGUCAUUGUGAUGAUCUCAAGUCACUUAUAUACAUGUUGAUUUACUUCUUGCGCAGUUCCCUUUCAUGGUUUACUAGUGACCACAAGAAGCUUCUCACUUCUUCUAUACUGGCAUGCAAGGUGGACACUACCAUUGAAGAUCUAUGUCUUGGAAUUCCUCCUGAGAUCACAACUAUGCUGAUUUAUUCACACAAUCUUGCAUUCUCAGAGGAUCCCAACUAUGAUUAUCUUAGAUCAUUGCUCCAUGAUUCAGCCCCAUCAUCUCAUUACACAUCCUCCAUCCCUGAAAGGUCACUUAGUGGCCAAGGAGGUGCCUCUGUGUCGACCGAAGACAACACCUCUUCGCAGAUCAGCUUGUCAUGUUUUAUGCCCACAUAA
This is a messenger RNA of Suillus bovinus, 876 nucleotides long. Its product is annotated as casein kinase. Gene Ontology annotation, biological process: signal transduction; peptidyl-serine phosphorylation. NCBI's taxonomy places the organism in Eukaryota, Fungi, Basidiomycota, Agaricomycetes, Boletales, Suillaceae. Gene Ontology annotation, molecular function: ATP binding; protein serine/threonine kinase activity. Bases 1 to 876 code for a protein of 291 amino acids. The transcript has 6 exons. The record is from RefSeq and is a predicted model, not a curated record. Gene Ontology annotation, cellular component: cytoplasm; nucleus.